CUCAAUUUUAAAUUGGUUAUUUUCUUUAUGGCAUAUCACUAGUCAUUAUUGUUUUUGUACUUUACACAGGCCAAUGGUUUAUUGAACAGUUUCAUAGAAGAUUCAAGAAUGGAGUCCCUUGGACUUGUGGUUGUAGAUGAGCUUCAUAUGAUUGGUGAGGGAGGAAGAAGAGGUGCAGUUCUUGAGAUGUGCCUUACUAAGCUGGUGUAUACUUCAGUUCACAUUCAAGUUAUAGGAAUGAGUGCAACCUUGAGUAACAUCAAAGACCUGCAGCAGUUUCUAAAGGCUGAUGUGUAUACAAAUGAUUUCAGACCGGUUGAGCUGCAAGAAUAUGUGAAAUUGGAGAACAAAAUAUAUCAAGUUGUUGAUAAUGAAGUCAGUAGUGAACCUAUAAAAUGUCUACCAGUGCAGUCUAACAAGAAGAGAAACCAGAAAGAUCCUGACAAUCUUGUUUUGUUAGUGACUGAAGUCAUUCCAAACCACUCCUGCCUUGUUUUCUGCUCAACAAAACGAAACUGUGAAAAUGUUGCCAUGUUGUUAAUAGAAUUUAUGUCAAGAGAUUUAUGCAAGAUAAAGACGAAGGAGAGAAAAGACCUGCAAAAGGCUCUAUAUAACCAAGCUAAUGGGCUUUGUCCAGUUCUAAAGCGUACAGUACCAUAUGGUGUUGCAUACCAUCACAGUGGACUGACAGCUGAUGAGAGAAAACUAAUAGAAGAUUCGUACAGUAAGGGAACCCUGUGUGUUCUUACUUGUACUUCAACUCUCGCUGCAGGUGUGAAUCUACCUGCUAAAAGGGUUAUUCUACGAGCCCCAUAUGUUGGCAGUAAUGUCAUAUCACGCAGUCAGUACAAACAGAUGAUUGGUCGUGCGGGUAGAGCUGGUAUUGAUACAUCUGGAGACAGUAUUCUGAUUCUUAAAGAGAAAGACAAAUACAAGGUUGGAAGUAUUUUCAGUGGACCAUAUGACAGUUGUAGGAGCAGUCUGCUUUAUGAAGAGAGCAAAGGAGUCCGUCUGUUAAUUCUCAGCUUGCUUGGGUUGAAGAUUUGUGAAACUCAAGUGGAGCUAGUGUCAGCAAUAGAAAGCACUUUGAUGUCCAUCCAGUCAGAUAGUAAAGAGUUUACCAAAGACUGUACCAUCAAUGCUAUUGAAACACUGGUAAACUUGGGCCACAUCACACAGAAAUUGAAAGAUAAWGACAUCGUUAUUAGCAUAACAAAUCUAGGCCAUGCCACAUAUAAAGGUUGUCUUGAUGUUGACACUACUCCAUCUAUAUACGUUGGUAUACAACAGGCGUUAGAGGGAUUAGUACUUGUCAAUGAACUWCAUUUACUGUAUCUUGUUACACCCCAUGAUUUAAGUAUCCCAUGUGAAAUUGAUUGGAUGGUCUAUCAGAAAAUGGUAACCCUGAAAAAAUUUUUCUUAUCAAUGUUGUGUUAAUCAUGUUAGCCUUCUUCAGCUUCUCUCACGCUUUCUGCACAAAAAUAUAUGUUGUAGUUCAGGUUCAAUAUGAUU
Molecule: messenger RNA, 1512 nt
Organism: Exaiptasia diaphana
Lineage: Eukaryota; Metazoa; Cnidaria; Anthozoa; Actiniaria; Aiptasiidae
Product: helicase POLQ-like
Exons: 10
Coding region: 109-1437 (442 amino acids)
Molecular function (GO): ATP binding; nucleic acid binding
Source: RefSeq, a predicted model, not a curated record